AUGAGGGAUGUGGCACAAAAUUUCUAUCAUAAGGAGGUGGGUAACGGUCGUCAAACUUCUUUCUGGUUUGAUAAAUGGUCGGAUAAGGGGCGGUUGUUUGAUCUCUUGGGUGAUCGAGGCAUGAUUGAUACAGGGGUGAGAAAAGAUGCUAGUCUGGAGGAAGCUGUUCGGUGUGUUAGGAGAAGAAGGAAGCACAGAAAUGUAGCUCUUAAUGAAAUUGAAGCUGAGCUAAAUAUGGUGAAGGAGAAGUUGAAACAUAAUGUAGAGGAUGUUAUCAAGUGGAAAGGGAAAGCUGGCUAUAGGGAAAGCUUCUCCACGUCUGAAACUUGGGUGAUGACCAGAGAAGCGUACAGUCCAUGUUCCUGGGCAAAAGGUAUUUGGUUUUCUCAUGCGACGCCAAAGUUCUCUUUCAUCACUUGGCUGGCGAUGUUAAACAGACUAGCCACCAUGGACAGGAUUUCUAAGUGGAGUCUGGGUGCUGACACAACUUGUGUAUUAUGUAAGAAUGCUGUCGAGACUAGAGAUCACUUAUUCUUCCAAUGUGACUACUCCUCUCAGCGUUGGAAGCAGCUCACUCAUGGUAUCUUACGUAAUGCUCAUUCGAACAGUUGGUCUGCUAUCAUAACUCUUUUAUCAGAUAACUCUAGGGGAGUGAAGAGUACUUUCUGUGUCAGAUACUCUUUUCAAGCAGCCAUUUAUGCAUUGUGGAGGGAGAGAAACAGGAUCAAGCAUGGUGAAAAGCCUACGGCCAUUGCUAGGUUACAGAAGCUUGUGGAUAAGGUAAUAAGGAAUAAGCUUAGCUUGUUGCAAAUGCAGAGAAGGAGAGGCAUGGUGGAUGGUCUCCAAUUUUGGUUUGGUACUAGAGUGUAG
Brassica napus (rape) is the source of this 870-nucleotide messenger RNA. RefSeq lists its product as uncharacterized. The transcript has a single exon. NCBI's taxonomy places the organism in Eukaryota, Viridiplantae, Streptophyta, Magnoliopsida, Brassicales, Brassicaceae. The record is from RefSeq and is a predicted model, not a curated record. Bases 1 to 870 code for a protein of 289 amino acids.